Messenger RNA from Ixodes scapularis (black-legged tick), 783 nucleotides. RefSeq lists its product as uncharacterized. The record is from RefSeq and is a predicted model, not a curated record. The transcript has 4 exons. Lineage: Eukaryota; Metazoa; Arthropoda; Arachnida; Ixodida; Ixodidae. Bases 148 to 783 code for a protein of 211 amino acids.
GUCUGGGCGUCAUGGCGUGCACGCCACCAAGCAUUCGGGAAACAUGAACUUGGAGCCAACCAGAAAGCCAGCAGCCGGACAAGAAGACAGAGCCUCAGCCAACCACAGUGACCGGUGGAUUCCUUUCGAGUUGGUCAUGCGGAGAGCAUGAGCGGCUCUCCGAAGAGGAGAAACAAAUGGAUGCCCACGUCCGUCUCGGUGCCAAAGAUUCUUACCAUCGUUGAAGAGUGCAGCUGCUCGUGUGGCCAAGCCGACGCAGUCGAAUCUUCUAGGUGCCAUCUGACUUGUUCGGGGUCGACUGCUGCGGCCGGCACCGACCUUAACGACCUUGGCUCCGACACGGUGACACUUGAGGACUUCGACGGUGUCGACGACAUACUGGCGGUCAGCCAGGUGUCCGAGCGAGCAUCGUGCUCGUCCGCCGCCGGCGGCUCGGGCCCCGGCGGUGUCCCUCCGUCGGCGCCCGGUCGUCGCAAGCCUGCGCCCCUGCUGCGCGCCCGCACGCUGCCGGCCAUCGUCACCCCGAGCCUGUGCAUCAUACAGGCACAGCUUGACGCGGGCCAGCAGCAGGGCACCGCCAUGACGCAGCACCGCCAGCCCAGGCACGCCAAGAAGAAGCAGCAGGCGGACUCCUGCAAGGGGUCCCCGGACAAGGCGGACGCGUCCCCGCCUUCGGCCAGGCUUCUUGCGCGUCGCAGUCCUUCCGGGGGCACCCUGAGGACGCGGUCGACGCAGGACACUUCAGCGCGUAAGUGGCACAUCAUACAAGAAAAAAACAAAUAG